Molecule: messenger RNA, 11171 nt
Organism: Physeter macrocephalus (sperm whale)
Lineage: Eukaryota; Metazoa; Chordata; Mammalia; Artiodactyla; Physeteridae
Gene: NIN
Product: ninein
Exons: 32
Coding region: 1049-7477 (2142 amino acids)
Biological process (GO): microtubule anchoring at centrosome; centrosome localization; centrosome-templated microtubule nucleation
Cellular component (GO): centriole; pericentriolar material; ciliary transition fiber
Molecular function (GO): calcium ion binding
Source: RefSeq, a predicted model, not a curated record
UAGCAAUACCUGCCUGAUUCCCUGUGACAGUUCCUGAGACUAUGAGCUCCAUGGCGGCUCUAUCACUGGGGCCUAGGAUAGGGCCUGGCCCAUAGCAGUGGCCCAAUAAAUAUCUGUUGAAUGAAUCCUAAAGAUGAGUUGUUAGAUAUCCCAUUUUUCAAGUGGAACAAACUAAAACUUGGAGAGGUUUGGUAAUUGAGCCAAUUCACAGUGGCUGAGCCAGAUUCAGGACCUAGACCCAGCUGCCCCAGCUUAGAGCUUUCACUCCUCACCCUUCUCCUGCCCACCCUAAGAGGAAAGCACGAUUCUGGUAGGAAAUAGUAGAUGCCAGGGUGGGAGAUGCCCCUGAGUGGGAGAGGCUUGGGUGUGUGCUGUUUGUGGGCUGGCUGGUUGGGAAGAUGGCCUUGCCCCCGGUUAACUGAAGCUGGAUGCCACGGUGCCUGAAGCCCAUCUCUGACUCUGGCAGAACCUAGUUCUCCUUCCUGCCCCAGGCUUUUCCGUGAUUCGUCAGCUAUGAAACCUAAUUAGCACAGUUUAUAAUUCUGUAAUCUUUUAGUCCUUCAUUGAUUGUACCACCCUGGCUCUUUAGCAGAUGCCCUCCCUUCCUGAACAGACUUCUGCUCUGGCUCCAUAAAUAUGCUGAUUUUUAGUCUGUGUGAUCUAAAGGAAUAUGAUUUUAGAAAGCAAUUUCAAGUAAUCAAAAUGAAUGUGGUAGAGAAAUCACAUAUUCUUUAGGAGAGAGUGGUAAAUUGCAAGCAUAUGCUAUUUUAUGACAUAUGAAUCUCAGUGGAUUCCUCUCCUUUGCACUGAUUUGCAUGAAUAAGACAUAUGAUUGGUUUCCUUCGUUGUUUAGAUAACUAACAAGGUUUGCUGCUUUUCCACAUUUAAUUCAGAAGUGGUUUUUAUCUGUCACUAUAUUUAAUCUCCUAGGCAAUGUUGUGUAAUGAUGUCUAAAGAGACCCAUAGCAGCACAAGUUAUAAAUUUACCAACUUUGUAUUUACAUACAGGGUUCUGUAUAAAUAGGCACCACGUUAUUAAACUACAAUUAUGAUGAGAAGAAAUACCAUCUCUCCCUUCUGCCGCAUGGUGCAUUUUGACCAAUUUAAAGAAGCAUUAAUACUUAUCUUGUCUAGAACUCUAUCAAAUGAAGAACACUUUCAAGAACCAGCAUCUGUGGGUGUCAGCUGCCAACAAGUAGCUCGGGUGUCUGGGCCGCUCCUGAAUGCUCACAAGCUGACACAGUGUCUUCUGAUAAAAGACUGCACUCUCGAAGCUCAGCCCAAAUAUGUUAGAGGUGGGAAGCGUUACGGACGAAGGUCCUUACCUGAGUUUCAAGGAUCCGUGGAGGAAUUUGCAGAGGUGACAGUGAUUGAGCCACUCGAUGAAGAAGCAAGGCCUUCACACAUCCCAGCCAGCGACCGCAGUGAGAACUGGAAGACGCAGCACAGCGAGGAGUAUGAAGCAGAAGGCCAGUUAAGAUUUUGGAACCCAGAUGAUUUGAAUGCCUCACAAAGUGGGCCUUCCCCUCCCCAAGACUGGAUAGAAGAGAAAUUGCAGGAGGUUUGUGAAGAUUUGGGGAUCACCCGUGAUGGUCACCUAAACCGAAAGAAGCUGAUCUCCAUCUGUGAGCAGUAUGGUUUGCAGAAUGUCGAUGGAGAGAUGCUUGAAGAAGUCUUCCAUAAUCUUGAUCCUGAUGGUACAAUGAGUGUAGAAGAUUUUUUCUACGGCUUGUUCAAAAAUGGAAAAUCCCUUACCCCAUCAGCAUCUACCCCAUAUAGACAAUUGAAAAGGCACCUCUCCAUGCAGUCUUUCGAUGAGAGUGGACGACGGACCACAACCCCCUCUGCGAUGACAAGUACCAUUGGCUUUCGGGUCUUCUCCUGCCUGGAUGAUGGGAUGGGCUAUGCAUCAGUGGAGAGAAUACUUGACACCUGGCAUGAAGAGGGCAUUGAGAACAGCCAGGAGAUCCUGAAGGCCUUGGAUUUCAGCCUUGAUGGAAAUGUUAAUUUGACAGAACUGACACUGGCUCUUGAAAAUGAACUUUUGGUUACCAAGAACAGCAUUCACCAGGCGGCUCUGGCCAGCUUUAAGGCUGAGAUCCGGCAUUUGCUGGAGCAAGUUGAUCAAGUGGUCAGAGAAAAAGAGAAGCUACGGUCAGAUCUGGAAAAAGCUGAGAAGCUCAAGUCUCUAAUGGCCUCAGAGGUGGACGAUCACCACGCAGCCAUAGAGCGGCGGAAUGAGUACAACCUCAGGAAACUGGAUGAAGAGUACAAGGAACGAAUAGCAGCCUUAAAGAAUGAGCUUCGAAAGGAGAGAGAACAGAUCCUACAACAGGUGGGCAAGCAGCGUUUGGAACUUGAGCAGGAAAUUGAAAAGGCAAAAACAGAAGAGAAUUACACCCGGGACCGCCUUGCCCUCUCUUUAAAGGAAAACAGUCGUCUAGAAAAUGAGCUUCUGGAAAAUGCAGAGAAGUUGGCAGAGUAUGAGAAUCUGACAAACAAACUUCAGCGAAAUUUGGAAAAUGUUUUGGCAGAAAAGUUUGGUGACCUUGAUCCCAGCAGUGCUGAAUUCUUUUUGCAAGAAGAAAGGCUGACACAGAUGAGAAAUGAAUAUGAGCAGCAGUGCAGGCUGUUACAAGACCAAGUAGAUGAACUCCAGUCUGAGCUGGAAGAAUAUCGUGCACAAGGCAAAGUGUUCAGACUUCCCUUGAAGAACUCACCGUCAGAAGAACUUGAUAUUAACAGUGGUUGCGUCGAGCCUGACCAGGGGCUUGGUUCCGAAGAAUGCAAUCCAUUGAAUAUGAGCAUCGAGGCAGAGCUGGUCAUCGAACAGAUGAAAGAACAACAUCACAGGGACUUGUGUUGCCUGAGACUGGAGCUUGAAGAUAAAGUGCAUCAUUAUGAAAAGCAGCUAGAUGAAACCAAGGUUGCCUGUAAAAAGGAGCAGGAGACCAUGAAGCAAAAGUAUGAGAAUGAAGUGCACAUCUUGGAAGAACAAAUAAGUGACCUUAAAAAUGAAAUUGCAGAACUUCAGGGCCAGACAGAGGUACUCAAGGAGGUACAACACACGGCUAUCUGCAGACAUGAGGAGGAGAAAAAACAACUGGAAAUGAAGUGGGAUGAGGAAAAGGCUCACCUGCAGGAGAAGCUGAGGCUGGAGCAUGAGAUGGAGCUAAAGGCUAGGCUGGAGCAGGCAGAGGAAAGCUUUAAUGGAGAGAGGGAAAAACUCAUUCAAAAUGGUGCCUGGACAGAAGAGAAGGUGAGAAGCUUGACUCAGGAACUAGAACAAGUUCACCAGGAGCAGCUGAAAAGCCUGGUGGAGAAGCAUACUCUUGAGAAAGAGGAAUUGCAAAAAGAGCUCUUGGAAAAACACCAAAGGGAACUACAUGAGGGAAGGGAAAAAAUGGAAACUGAGUGUAAUAGAAGAACCUCUCAGAUAGAAGCCCAGUUUCAGGCUGACUGUCAGAAAGUCGUUGAGAGAUGUGAAAAUGCUCUGCGAAGUCUGGAGGGGCACUACCGCCGAGAGCUGAAGGAGGUCCUGGAACAACAGCACGAGGAGAGAUCCCAGUGGGAGUUUGAGAAGGACGAGCUCACCCAGGAGUGUGCAGAAGCCCAGGAGCAGCUUAAAGAGACUCUCCAGAGAGAGAAAGCGACUUCUCUGGUCCUGACCCAGGAGAGAGAGAUGCUGGAGAAAACAUACAAAGAGCAUUUGAAUAGCAUGGUUGUUGAGAGAGAGCAGCUACUCAAAGACCUGGAAGAUCUAAGAAUUGUGUCGGAAAGUCAGCAAAGUCUGCUGUCCAGCCAGAUACUUGAGCUGAAGAGCAGUCAUGAAAGAGAACUGAAGGACCGUGAGCAUGUCCUGUGCCAGGCAGGCGCCUCGGAGCAGCUGGCCAGCCAGAAGCUUGAAAGGCUAGAAAGGGAACGUGACCAGGAGAGGCAGGAAAUGAUGUCCAAGCUUCUGGCCAUGGAGAGUGUCUACAAAGCGACCUGUGAGAAAGCAGAUCGAGAGAGGGCUGAGAUGAGCACCGAAAUCUCCAGGCUUCAGAAUAAAAUUAAGGAAAUGGAGCAGGUGGGAUCUCCUCCCUCCAGGCUUCAGAAUGGCUGCCAGGCAAUGGGAAGGGAGGAGGUGGAAGGAAGUGGAGCCAUGUCCCUGCUCCAGCAAGGAGAGCAGCUUUUGGAAGAGAAUGGAGAUGUCCUCUUAAGCCUGCAAAGAGCUCAUGAACGAGCAGUGAAGGAAAAUGUGAAAAUGGCAACUGAAAUUUCUAGGUUGCAACAGAGGCUGCAAAAAUUAGAGCCAGAGUCAGUAAUGUCUUCUUGUUUAGAUGAGCCAACUACUGGGUUUUUUGGAAAUUCCGUGGAACAAACAGAGCCAUUUUUACUGCCAAACCGAAUGAAACAAGUAGAAGGUGGAACCAUGCAGCACGUCCUAAGUGACCUGCAAGGCGAUGAGGUCCGGGAUCUGGAAAGUACGGGGACAAGCUCUGGUCAGAGACAGGAGGUCAGAAUAGAGGAGUCUGAAGCAUCAAUAGAGAGUUUUUCUGAGCUUGAAAAUAGUGAGGAGACCAGGACUGAAACCUGGGACCUAAAGAAUCAGAUUGGCCAGCUUCAGGAACAACUAAUGAUCUUACGUGCAGACUGUGAUCGAGCAUCUGAAAAGAAACAGGACUUACUUUUUGAUGUUUCUGUGCUAAAAAAGAAAUUAAAGAUGCUUGAAAGAAUCCCUGAGGCUUCUGCCAAGUAUAAAUUGUUAUAUGAAGAUGCUAGUAGAGAAAAUGAGUGUCUUCAGGAAGAGCUGAGAGCGAUGGAGACGCGGUACGAUGAAGCACUGGAAAAUAACAAAGAACUCACUUCAGAAAUGUUCCGAUUACAGGAUGAGCUAAAGAAAGUUGAAGAAGUGACUGAAACAUUCCUUAGCCUGGAAAAGAGUUAUGACGAGGUCAAAAGAGAAAAUGAGGAACUGCAUGUUCUGGUUUUGAGACUUCAAGGCAAGAUCGAGAAGCUGCAAGAGAGAGCAGCACUGCAGUAUGACUGCUUCUCCUUAUGGGAGGCCCAUUUAGAUAACCUGGAAGUCAGACCUGAUGAAAAGGUCCUUGAACUAAAUCAGACACUGGAAGAGUGUGUACCAAAGAUUAUGAAUGUACACCAUAUUACAGAAGAACAUUGUCGAGAAAACCAGUACCUAGAGCAGGAGAAUACACAGCUCUUAGAAAAAGUAAAAGCACAUGAAAUUGCCUGGCUACAUGGAACACUCCAGACACAUCAAGAAAAGCCUGGAGUACAGAACCAAGUAAUACUGGAGGAAAACACUGCUCUCCUCAGCCUUCAGGACAAACAUUUUCAGCGCCAGGCCACAAUCACAGAGUUAGAACGGGAGAAAAAGAAGCUGCAGGAGCUGACUAGAAAGUUGAGGGAAAGAGUCACUGCGUUAGUUAAGCAAAAAGAUGUACCUUCUCAAGGAGAAAAGGAGGAAGAGCUGAAGGCAAUGAUGCAUGACUUGCAAAUCACGUGCAGUGAGAUGCAGCAAAAAGUGGAGCUUCUGAGAUAUGAAUCUGAGAAGCUUCAAGAGGAAAAUUCUAUUUUGAGAAAUGAAAUUACUACUUUAAAUGAAGAAGACAGCAUUUCUAACCUGAAAUUAGGGAAAUUAAAUGGAUCUCAGGAAGAAAUGUGGCAAAAAAUAGAAACCGUAAAACAGGAAAAAGCUGUAGUUCAGAAGAUGGUUGAAAAUUUAAAGAAACAGAUUUCAGAAUUAAAAACCAAAAACCAACAGUUGGAUUUGGAAAAUAUGGAGCUUAGCCAAAAGAAUUCUCAAAAUCAGAAAGAACUGCAAGAAGUUAAUCAACGUCUGGCAGAAAUGCUAAGUCAGAAGGAUAAAGAGCCAGGACACAGUACAUGUGAGGAAUUGGAACAAGAAAAGUCUAAUCUAAAAGAAGAACUGGAACACUGUAAAGUGCAGUCUUCCACUUUAGUGUCUUCUCUGGAGGCAGAACUUUCUGAAGUUAAACUACAAAUUCAUAUUGUGGAACAGGAAAACAUCCUUCUCAAAGAUGAACUGGAGAAAAUGAAACAACUGCACAGAUGUCCCAAUCUCUCUGACUUCCAGCAAAAAAUUUCUAGUAUUCUAAGCCACAAUGAAGAACUGCUGAAAGAAAAGGAAGCUCUAAGUGAAGAAUUAAAUAGCUGUGUUGAUAAGUUGGCAAAAUCAAGUCUUUUAGAGCACAGAAUUGCUACUAUGAAGCAAGAACAGAAGUCUUGGGAACACCAGAGCGAAAGCUUAAAAUCACAGCUAGUGGCUUCACAGGAAAAGGUUCAGAAUUUAGAAGACACCCUGCAGAAUGUAAACCUGCAAAUGUCCCGAGUUAAGUCUGAUCUACGAGUGACUCAGCAGGAAAACGAGGCUUUAAAACAAGAAGUGAUGUCUCUACACAAGCAACUUCAGAAUGCUGGUGACAAGAACUGGGCCCCAGAAAUAGGCACCCAUCCAUCAGGAUUCCAUAACCAACAGCAAAGGCUGUCCUGGGACAAGCUGGAUCACCUGAUGAAUGAGGAACAACAGCUGCUUUGGCAAGAGAAUGAGAGACUCCAAACUGUGGUACAGAACACCAAAGCGGAACUCAUACACUCCCGGGAGAAGGUCCGUCAACUGGAAUCCAACCUUCUUCCUCCUAAGCUCCAAAAACAUCUAAACUCAUCAGGUACUGUGAAGCCCACAGAGCAGGAAAAGUUGAGCUUAAAGAGAGAGUGUGAACAGUUUCAAAAGGAACGAUCUCCUACUAAUAGGAAGGCACACCUUGGAGAUAUUCUGGGUUCAGUUCCAGACCACCACAAUAAAGUUAGUCAGAUGAAUUCCCUUGAACGAGAAUUAGAAACAAUUCAUUUGGAAAAUGAAGGCCUGAAAAAGAAACAAGUAAAACUGGAUGAGCAGCUAAUGGAGAUGCAGCACCUGAGGUCCACUGUGAUGCUUAGCCCAUCCCCUCAUGCUUGGGAUCUGCAGCUGCUCCAGCAGCAAGCCUGUCCAAUGGUUCCCAGGGAGCAAUUUCUGCAGCUUCAAUACCAGCUGCUACAGCCAGAAAGGAUAAACCUGUGCCUGCAGGAGGAACUUGAAAACAGGACUUCUGAAAUCAACACACCACAGGGAAACCAGGAACACCUGGUAACUGUCAUGGAGGAACGAAUGAUGGAAGUUGAACAAAAAUUGAAACUGGUGAAAAGGCUUCUUCAGGAGAAAGUGAAUCAGCUCAAAGAACAACUCUGCAAGAAUACUAAAGCAGAUGAGAUGGUGAAGGAUUUGUAUGUGGAAAAUGCCCAGUUGUUGAAAGCUCUGGAAAUAACUGAACAGCGACAAAAAACAGCAGAGAAGAAAAAUUACCUCCUAGAGGAGAAGAUUGCCAGCCUCAGUAAUAUAGUCAGGAAUCUGACACCAGCACCAUUGACUUCUACACCUCCCUUAAGAAGUUUCAUUUGGGAGCUUAUCUUCUAAGAAAUGGAUAAAGCCACAUUCUUAAAGCAUUUGAACUCUAGGGUAAGCACUGAACAAACUGCUUUGGAGUAAACAGCUACUCCUAGAAGAGAGAGAAGUAAACCAUGUGGGUUUUUCUCUCUCUAAAGUCUUGGAUUUCAUGAACUUAUAUUUGGGGUUGCCUCAAGAACUCAGGGAACAAUACUUUAAGACGUCUUCCUGAAAUACUGUAGGGCCUCUUUAAGAAUUUGAAAUGUAUAAACCAUGUGACCUUAUUUAUUUGUCAUAUAUUUAGAACCAUAGUGGGAUUUUUAUUUCUAAAUUUUUAGUGAAUUUAAUUUUCUGGAAAAAGGCCUUGAUUUUAGAGUUAAAAACCUCUUCUAACAUAUGGAAGAGGUAUUUGCUUGUUUGUUUAAUAUAGGUCAAAAUUUCCAUGCUUCCUAUUCCUCUGCACCUCAAAUCUGGUCAUAAGAAUUUCUUACUGUGAUAAGCAUUUGCAUGCCAUCUGAGGUAAAGGAGUGCCAAAUAGGAUUUUUCCAUUCAGUGUCAAGACUAGAACAUUAUAGAACAGUAAACAUUUUGAAUAACUUUUUUCCCCAGGUAAAAUCUCUGCUUCUAGCCUACUUCAGCCAGGAGUUGGUUGGUAAAGAGCUUACUAUGUGUGGGACACAAACAGAGCUCAUCACAGCCACCUAUUUGUUUUUGUGGAAGAGUAAUUAUUAGAUCAGAAAAAUUCACUUUGAUAUAUUCCAGGAAAGCCAAGCCCAUAAAUUUAUGAGGUAUCACAGCAAAAUCAAACACUGCCUUAUGGGCAGGAACAAAAGAUGAAGCAAACUGCUUAAGAAGCCACGUCAGAAACUCAGUAUCAACAAAAUAAUUUGCAUUUAAGGAACUUUAGAGUUCCUUGGGCCUAACCAUAUACUAUUAGUCCUACCUGCCAACACAGGAGUCCUUGCUACAAGAGCCCUGACAAGGCAAGGUCAUUUGUGGGACUGGGAGUUCACGCUUCAGAAGCAGACUUUUCCACUUUUGAACAGCUCUAUUAUCAGAAAUUCCUGAUUUUCCCCUGGAAAAUAAUUAAUUUUAAUCCCUCCCUAUAAUUAUACUUCAAAACAUUUGAUAUCUGCUGUCACGCCUCCCCUAAUCAUUUUUCUCCAGUGCAAACAUUACUAGUAAACUCAACUACUUGUAUGGCACUGACUUUAACACUUAAAACUGUGGAUAGGCCUAGGUGAAGGUCAUAAAUAAACUAAGCAUCUGUGAUGUAUUUAUGUGAUAUGCUUUAAGUUAUUCAAGGUUUUUGUCAUCAGAACUGAACACCAAGCAUAUUUCUCAAAUAGAUGGCUUACUGUAUGAUCACAUAUGUUGUAUUUUUAUCUUUAUUUUUUACAUUAUGAAAAGUAUAGGUUAAUUUGUUUCUUAUAACUCUGUAUGUGUAUAUAAAGAGUUGUACAAUGAAUGUAAAUACGACUUCUGGAAAAUUCUAGACUACAUUUAGAAUCCCUUUAUCUAAAAUCAAAAUGCUGCUCAAAUGAAAGUUAAUUUAACUAACACCUCGGUGCUUACUUCUUGCUUCACUGCACUCAUGAAAUUGGAAAAAAGAUCAAUACAAGAAAUAUAUAGUUACCUUAAAUUAUAUAUUUGUGCAGCAGAUUAUUUUUAUAGACUAGAGUGGGAAUUUAACUGGCAGUUUAUAAUAUAGCUUACAGCUUUUAAAAGGCCUUUUAAAGAGAUUAAAUGUAAACUAUUAAAUGUUUAGAUUUUGCUUUCAGACUUUAUAAUAGAACUCUUUUUAGUCACCUUAUAUAUCUUAUAGGCAUUUAACUCCUCAUAUAUUAAAAGUACUGGUUGUUAAAUUCUCUUGAUUUUUUAAGAACAGUUAUUUAAAUUAGGCUUAGGAGAUAGGAUCUUCAUUUCAAGGAAAGAGAAUCAAGUUUGCCUUUGUAAUAAUGUUACCCUUAGAAAAGGAAAGUGUGGAUAAUAAAACCUACAUUGUUCUAUUUUGCUUUCUUCUGCUUUUUAGAAGCCUGAGCUAUUAAGUUCAAAUUUGUGAAGGGAGAGAAGUAGAAGAGGAGGGGUAGAACCAAUCACAGUAUUUAUUUUUCUAAAACUUAAUAAACCCAGAUUUUUAAAAACUAUUUUAAAUGUGGAUUCUUCCCAGAAGCUUCAUAUGCAUUGUUUAUAUAUUUAACCUUAAACAUAAGUAGAUCACAGUCAUAGGCUUUCAAGGUUUAUGAGGAGUUCUUACAGGUCUAGUAUUUCGAUAAUGUACCAAUACCCAGGGCAGGUAUUAUGAUGAGGAACUUUUGUUUUUUUAAGAAUGAAUAAGACUUUAUGGUGGACUUUAACGUGUGAAAAUGAAUUUUUUAUUUUUGUGAUUUCUUUUUUUCUGAGUAAAGGAAAAGAGAAAUGUGUUGCUAUUGUCAGCAUCUUAAAGGUAGUCUCACUCAAGGCAAGGCUAAGUGCUUCGUGAUAGUAUUAAGCAAGUCUUGUUUUGAACGGAUUACCUAAUGACUCACUAGAAUGAUAUAAAUUAUACAAGUUAUGCCAAAACUAAGUCAAAACCUAAUAACCAAAGCAUUCCUUAUUUAAAACUUAUUCACUAUAUCAUGUUUGGACCUAUUCAAACAUCUCAGCCCUGUACAACAGUUUUGGUUUUAUGACAUACGGAUAGUGGUUUAAUAAUAAAUCCAAGUUAGCUUUUUGUUUCUCAGCUUUUUUGAAUGAUAUACAUUAAAUCUAUUCUUAUCGGAAGACAUUAUCACAGCAUGAUUGAGGGGAACAUUGGUUUUAUAAAGAAAAACCCAAGUUCAUCGAUAGCCAUCACUAGGAUUCUUUUCAUAUAAAGAUUAAUGCCUAUGUGUUUAUAUCGACUUUGUAUAUUUCAUCUUAGCCAUUCUAUCCUAUAAAGAUUUUACCAUGAGCUUAAAAUGUAAAUAAAUAAUUUUGCGAAUAUGGCUCUUUUUUUCUAUACACCUUGAACUUUUAUAAACAGUUUCAGUAUGUUUAUCAUUGGUUUUUAGAGUGAAAGCAUCAAAACAUUGCACUAAACAUAUUUUAUAAAUGCAGAAUCUCUGGAGCAUUCACUCCAGACCUACUGAAUUAGAGUCUGCAUUAAAAAAAAAAAAUCCCCAAAUUAUUUGUAUGUGAUUUAGAGCACUGGAACUCCAUUUCUGUCACAGAAUUGAUGACUUUCACACCAGCCAGUUUGAGAUCCCUGUACCCUGUGGUGGUACAUAAUUUACUUCUAAAAUCCUGACAAACUCAGGUGAGGCCCUGCUUGGGAUUUUGGGUGCUUCAGAGGUGGCUUUAUUUCAAUUUGCCAUAUUUAUGGGUGACUCAGACUUUUUUAGUUGAGCUACUUGUAAAUGAUGAGAUAUAUGCAACUAUUGGUAUAAAAGUUAACCUAAAAGCACAUUAAGUUAAUGUGCCGAGUACUGAAAUUUAGAAUGGAAAUAUUGGCCAAACUAGACCUAUCUCACAAGGCUUGUUUUAUUUGCAAAGCUUUUAUACCAAUCUCACACUGCCUUUAUGAGGCAAUAACUAUCAUUAACCCCAUUUUACAGAUGAGAAAACUGAAACUUAGCAAAGUUAUGACUUACUCAAGGCCACGCAGCCAGCUAAGUAGGGGACUCAGGACUCAAUAAGCAGGUUUGUCUCUCUGUAUUAAUAUGUUGCAACAGGUAUCCAUUUCUCUUUCCGGCAAACAACAUUU